Candidula unifasciata is the source of this 279-nucleotide messenger RNA. The record is from the annotation of a GenBank genome assembly. Lineage: Eukaryota; Metazoa; Mollusca; Gastropoda; Stylommatophora; Geomitridae.
AUUGAAAAUGUCGUUCUCGAAGUUCCUUUUCCCAAAUCUGUCCUAAAUGUCACCUUGACUUGCAACCAAGGCAAGAACUCUUUUGAUCCCGUCUCCAAGUUAAUGACUUGGGAUGUCGGCAAGAUUGACCCUAACAAGUUGCCAAACAUCAAGGGCACAAUCACACUGCAGACUGGAGUGCCAGUGCCAGAAUCCAACCCAACGAUAUCUGUGAUGUUUACAAUCAACACUCUAGCUAUUUCCGGGUUAAAGGUUAACAGGCUUGACAUGUAUGGGGAG